This is a messenger RNA of Seriola aureovittata, 3520 nucleotides long. RefSeq names its product minichromosome maintenance complex component 2 (gene mcm2). The transcript has 19 exons. Bases 98 to 2767 code for a protein of 889 amino acids. Gene Ontology annotation, biological process: double-strand break repair via break-induced replication; mitotic DNA replication initiation; DNA replication. The record is from RefSeq and is a predicted model, not a curated record. NCBI's taxonomy places the organism in Eukaryota, Metazoa, Chordata, Actinopteri, Carangiformes, Carangidae. Gene Ontology annotation, cellular component: nucleus; MCM complex. Gene Ontology annotation, molecular function: single-stranded DNA helicase activity; ATP binding; single-stranded DNA binding.
GCUUUGAGUAUCACGUGGUACGUUUCGCGCGAAAAGCGACUCCCGGCAGGAAGAAGAAGUUUCCACACAAGAGGCAGAGACAGACAGACGCGCAGCGAUGGCGGAUUCCUCUGAGUCGUUCCACAUGGCCACCAGCCCCAGCCGAGCCUCCAGGAGAGGAGACCUGACGUCCAGCCCCGGACGAGACCUGCCGCCCUUCGAGGAUGAGUCGGAGGGGCUGCUGGGGGACGCGACCCUGCCCGGAGAGGAGGAGGAGGACGGAGACGGGGAGGAGCUGAUCGGGGACGGGAUGGAGAGGGAUUACCGUGCCAUCCCGGCGCUGGAUCAGUACGAGGCGGAGGGUUUGGACCUGGAUGACGAGGAUCUGUCGGAAAUGUCGCCUGGAGCCCGAGCCGCCGCCGAGGAGGCCAUGAGGAGGAGGGACAGGGAGCAGGGGAUCAGCGGGCGGCUGAGGAGAGGACUGCUCUACGACAGUGAAGAUGAGGAUGACGAGCGCCCGGCGGCUCGGCGAAGGCGACUGGCUGAGCGGGCAGCAGAGGGCGUCGACGGAGAGGAGGAGGAAAUGAUAGAGAGCAUCGAGAACCUGGAGGACAUGAAGGGCCACACGGUGAGGGAGUGGGUUUCCAUGGCGGCUCCCAGGCUGGAAAUCUACAACCGCUUCAAGAACUUCCUGCGGACCCACGUGGACGAAAACGGCCACAACGUCUUCAAGGAGAAGAUCAGCGACAUGUGCAAAGAGAAUAAGGAGAGUCUGGUUGUGAACUAUGAAGACCUCGCAGCCAGAGAGCAUGUUUUGGCCUAUUUCUUGCCUGAGGCUCCGACUGAGAUGUUGAAGGUGUUUGAUGAAGCGGCUAAAGAGGUGGUGCUCGCCAUGUACCCGAAAUACGACCGCAUCGCCCACGAGAUCCACGUCCGCAUCUGCAACCUGCCGCUGGUCGAGGAGAUCCGCUCCCUCAGGCAGCUCCACCUGAACCAGCUGAUCCGGACCAGCGGCGUGGUGAGCAGCUGCACCGGCGUCCUCCCCCAGCUCGGCAUGGUCAAGUACAACUGUAACAAGUGUAACUUCGUGCUGGGGCCGUUCUUCCAGUCCCAGAACCAGGAGGUGAAGCCGGGCUCCUGUCCCGAGUGUCAGUCCCUGGGGCCCUUCGAGAUCAACAUGGAGGAGACGGUGUACCAGAACUACCAGAGAAUCACCAUCCAGGAGAGUCCUGGUAAAGUGGCCGCCGGCCGCCUCCCGCGCUCUAAAGACGCCAUCCUGCUGGCCGACCUGGUGGACAGCUGUAAGCCCGGAGACGAGAUCGAGCUGACGGGCAUCUACCACAACAACUACGACGGCUCUCUGAACAUGGCGAACGGCUUCCCGGUGUUCGCCACCGUGAUCCUGGCCAAUCACGUCACCCGGCGAGACGAGGGCGUCGCCGUGGCCGAGCUGACGGACGAAGACGUCAAGGCCAUCGUCGCCCUGUCCAAGGACGAGCGCAUCGGAGAGCGGAUCUUCGCCAGCAUGGCUCCGUCCAUCUACGGCCACGAGGACAUCAAGAGAGCUCUGUCGCUGUCGCUGUUCGGAGGAGAGCCCAAGAAUCCAGGUGGUAAACAUAAGGUGCGUGGAGACAUCAACGUGCUGCUGUGCGGAGACCCGGGAACAGCCAAGUCCCAGUUCCUCAAGUACGUGGAGAAGGUGGCGAGUCGUGCGGUGUUCACCACCGGUCAGGGCGCCUCUGCCGUCGGUUUGACCGCCUACGUGCAGAGACACCCGGUCAGCCGCGAGUGGACGCUGGAGGCCGGAGCGCUGGUGCUGGCCGACCGCGGCGUCUGUCUGAUCGACGAGUUCGAUAAGAUGAACGACGCAGACAGGACGAGUAUCCACGAGGCCAUGGAGCAGCAGAGCAUCUCCAUCUCUAAGGCCGGCAUCGUCACCUCGCUGCAGGCCAGGUGCACCGUCAUCGCCGCCUCCAACCCCAUCGGCGGCAGGUACGACCCCUCCCUGACCUUCGCCGAGAACGUCGACCUGACGGAGCCAAUCGUGUCGCGUUUUGACGUGUUGUGCGUCGUCCGAGACACAAUCGACCCCGUGCAGGAUGAGAUGUUGGCGCGCUUCGUGGUCGGCUCCCACAUCAAGCACCACCCCAGCCACAAAGAAGGGGGCGUGGCCUUAGAGGAGGUGGUUCUGCCCAACUCGUCCGACGUGCCGCCGAUCCCCCAGGAGCUGCUGAGGAAGUACAUCAUCUACGCCAAGGAGCGGGUUCAUCCCAAACUGAACCAGAUGGACCAGGACAAAGUGGCUCGCAUCUACAGCGACCUCCGCAAAGAGUCGAUGGCCACAGGCAGCAUCCCCAUCACGGUGCGUCAUAUCGAGUCCAUGAUCCGCAUGGCCGAGGCCCACGCCAAGAUGCACCUGAGGGAUUACGUGCUGGAGGACGACGUCAACAUGGCCAUCAGGGUGAUGCUGGAGAGCUUCAUCGACACGCAGAAGUUCAGCGUGAUGAGGAGCAUGAGGAAGACGUUCGCUCGUUACCUCGCCUUCCGCAGAGACAACAACGAGCUGUUGCUCUUCAUCCUCAAACAGCUGGUGGCGGAGCAGGUGUCCUAUCAGAGGAACCGCUACGGAGUCCAGAACGACACCGUCGAGGUGGCGGAGAAAGACCUGCACGACAAGGCGAGACAGAUCAACAUCCACAACCUGACGGCGUUCUACGACAGCGACCUUUUCCGCUCAAACAAGUUCAGCCACGACGGCAAGAAGAAACUGAUCCUGCAGCAGUUCUAAGAGUCUGCUCCUCCCCGACCUCCUCCUGCUCCCCCUCCCUAAAAUACUACUUCAUGAACUCUAUUUCUUUCCCAAAGUGGGUCAUCGGUGUAAAGAAAAGAAAAGAGCUUGGGGUUCUCAUCAUGUUGAACGGAGUCACCUUUGGGUCUGAACUGAUGGAAGGAAACACACACACACACACACACACACACACACACACACACACACACACACACACACACACACACACACACCACUGGAAACAUCAGUCUGUACUGACCAGAAAUAAAUAACUGACAGAGAAGAUGCACAUUCAGAAAAGAGUCUGAUUCUAAAGUCGCAGACAGCGUUUGCUUUAACAACCCUGAUGAAAGUGAGUUUCUUUAGAGAAAUGUGGAAUAAAAAUCAGAAUCCAACUCUUCAGGUCUCAGGAACAAUCAGCUGAUCUUCCCUCUGUGUGUUUCCUGUCUGUGUGCCCUCAGGUGGGGCUGAUUGUAAAUAGAUGUACAUGUUUAUGUCUGUGUUAUUGUAGAAAAAAGGGUUUAUUGUUUCACCUGUGGUUCCUCUGUCAGCAGCUGGUGUGACGGUACAGGAAGUUUCACUGACUCAGUUUUGUAUUUCAAACCUUUCUUGAGAGAAAUGCAGGUUUUAAUGUCAGAUGAUUAGAAAAAAAAAACCUCAAAGUACUUAAAGAGGUUAAAACAAACCCAUGUGAUGUUUCUACAGUUGGAUUGUAGGUGUGUUUUGAUAUUAAACUUGUGUUUGUUAAACAUC